Apiotrichum porosum is the source of this 969-nucleotide messenger RNA. RefSeq lists its product as uncharacterized. The transcript has 4 exons. NCBI's taxonomy places the organism in Eukaryota, Fungi, Basidiomycota, Tremellomycetes, Trichosporonales, Trichosporonaceae. The record is from RefSeq and is a predicted model, not a curated record. Bases 1 to 969 code for a protein of 322 amino acids. Gene Ontology annotation, molecular function: prephenate dehydratase activity. Gene Ontology annotation, cellular component: cytoplasm. Gene Ontology annotation, biological process: L-phenylalanine biosynthetic process.
AUGGCGGCAGCAACGGUCCAGAGCGCGACCAAGCGCGCCACAAGGUCCAUUGCAUAUCUAGGCCCAGCGGGUACAUAUGGCGAGCAGGCGGCCAGUCGCUUCAACAUUCGUCUUGGCGGCGACCUCAACCUAGUUCCUGUUCCGACCAUCCCUUCCAUCUACACCCACCCGGCCGACUUCCUCGUCCUCCCGCUCGAGAACACUCUCCACGGCGCCGUCCUCGACACGGUGGACAGCCUCCUCACACCUCUCACUCCCGGUACCAAAACCCACCCGCGCGCCGUUGCCGACACGGCCUUGCGCAUCGAGCACCAGCUCGUCGCUCGGCGGGGCACAACGCUCGCCCAAGUCGAGUUUGUGCGGAGCCACGAGCAGGCGCUGGGACAGAGCAAGGCCUUUUUGGACGAGUUCCUGCCCCAUGCCAAGCGUGUGUCGUGGCCCAGCACGGCGGGCGCGGUGCAGAGUAUCCUCGAGGACGAGGACGGGGCCAAGGGAGCCGCCAUCUGCUCCAAGGCCGCGUACGAGCAGAACCGCGACAAGCUCGACCUCCUGCACGCCGGCACGCAGGGAGUCAAGGACAACUUUACGCGUUUCCUCCUCCUCACCCGCCUGAGCGGCGACGAGCUCCCCGAAGUGGCCCUCGUCCCCGGCACAGCGACUGGCACCGUCGUUUCGUUCUUUGCGUGUGACGAGCCCGCGCAGGUCGGCGGCCUCGCUGCCGACGGUAUCAUCCUCUCGGUGCACCAGCGCCCAGCGCCGCCGGGCACCACGGACGAGAACGGCGAACCCACCCCGUUCCCGCGCUGGACGCUCGUCGAGACCGAGGACCAGCGUCCCGACCCCGAUGAGAAGGACAGGUGCGGCGCCACUUGCCUCGGCGUGUUCCCCACCGAGAAGAUCAUGGGCCCCGUCGCUGCACUCCCCGAGUCCGACUUUGGCAUCGAUGGCCCGUUGUAUGACUUUGUAUAG